This is a messenger RNA of Gallus gallus (chicken), 3710 nucleotides long. It is a transcript of the gene CD4, whose product is annotated as CD4 molecule. The record is from RefSeq and is a predicted model, not a curated record. Lineage: Eukaryota; Metazoa; Chordata; Aves; Galliformes; Phasianidae. Gene Ontology annotation, biological process: positive regulation of ERK1 and ERK2 cascade; interleukin-15-mediated signaling pathway; T cell activation. Bases 1878 to 3341 code for a protein of 487 amino acids. Gene Ontology annotation, cellular component: membrane raft; external side of plasma membrane. The transcript has 10 exons. Gene Ontology annotation, molecular function: protein tyrosine kinase binding; MHC class II protein binding.
AGUUAUAGCUGCGUUAGAUCACUUACAGCAGGUGACAAACACGAGGAGACAGAAACACAGAGGGAGGAAAAGAGGUAAGGAAACUUUCUUUCUGUCUCUCUCUGAAAAAAGAGGUCAAUCUGGUUUUGUUGGUGGUGGGUUUUUUUUUUUAACGUUGUCACAAACUUUACGAUUUCACACAAGUUACUGUUUUGGACAGGAUAAAGGACAGGUAGGUUUUGCCCCACUUAAAGUUCUGAUGCAAAACUUUACUGAAAUGUUUUACUUGAUCAUACUUCUGGCUGUGCAAUUUUUUGAGGCCUUUUGUUUUCAACUAAGCAGUGUUCUUCGGUCUGGAUUUUCCCUUGGAAGGGGGAAAAAAGAGAGCUACUAAAAGAUCCUGGAGAUCUCACAGGUCUCUUAAACCCAUGUGUAGCGAUAGUUCAGAAAAAUGUCCUACAGGACUUGACAACAACGACUGUAUGUCCCCAGGGGUUGGAAAUGGACCGAGAGCAACUCUCCACCACCAGCUGCCACUUGCUAUCACCUUCGUAUGCCCUCCAGGAAGGGCAACUUUAUUCUAAAAAAAGCCUGAACAAUAAAAAGACACCAAUCUCUAGCUAACUAGAAGAGCCCGUUUAAAUGUGUGUGCCACGAUCGGUGAGUCUGCUCUAACUAUGUCGGCUGGCUGACUCACUGCGCAACACAGGCUGCAAAGGCAGCCUGAUCCACUAGAUCAGGGCUGGGUAAGCAGAAUUGCAUGCAGCAAGAGGAAUCCUUCCAGUUUAAGGACACCUGAGAACCUUAGCCCUUUCACAGACUGCUGCACUGUUAAAACCUGCAGUUUCAUUCCUGGGUGAAUUUUUCAUCUUUCAGAUGAUGAAUUCCGUUCAACCUUUGUCGGUCACCCCAAGUGUUCCCCUGCAUGGUACAUUAAGGUUGAGCUCAGGUUACUUCUUAAUGUUCACCACUAUAAAAUAAGCACUCUUGUUAAGUCCCUUGUGCGCGUUAUUCUCAAUUCAGUUCACAAACCUUUUCUUUAUCCUCCUCAGUGUUUCACAAAGAUGGCUGCCCGGGCUGCCUGCGAUAGAGCAGGACUUGACUCAUUUAAAUGGAGCAAAACCAAUAUCCCUUUUUUACUCAAUGCUCUUGGACAGUGCCAAUCCUUUCUGCCACGGUCUUGCACAGGGACUGUGUAUUCAAUAAGGAAAAAUUAUGCAGUGACUCCUGUCAUUCCAGCCAUACGGGGAACAUUUUUGUUCUGAGUGGACUGGAACGUACAGUUUGGCUGCACUGUGUUAUCCAUACUUACAUAGGCCCUUUUCCAGUGUGGACUGCAAAUCAAGAAUAUUUCAUGUAAGGUCCCAGUGUUCCUAUUUCAGCAGCUGAUUAAUGAUACCUGAAGCACAUCCCAUGUGCACAUGGCUUGAAAGCACAAUGCAGGGCCUGUCGUCAGAGGACAUCUUGGUACUGUUUGCUAGUCACAGCCUCCUAGAAAGGCAUCCAUGUGCCGUAAGUGUGAAUUGCUGGGAUGGAAGCUUUUUCACAGAGACAAAAAUAGGAGGCCUAGAAGGAAAGAAGAGGGGCUAAUUAGAAGGGAAAACUCAGAAGGCGUAUGCUGAAAUGCCUGUCGUGCACAGAAAGUUCUUGGCUUCCCCUUAAAUGGUUAAAAUGGUUCGGAAGCCAUCAGGAAACUGGGUAGGCUGCAGAGAUAGAGUCAUUUCUGGUGGUAUUCGUGAGGGUUGAGACACACAGACAGACUGCAAAGACUUCGUGGCAGAAGGAAACUUGGAUUGUGCCCACAUGGCACUCUGCUCCAUCCUGGAGGUUUGCAUCCCUUGGUACCAACAGCAUUCCCAGCCCUUCAGUUUGCAAUAGUGAAGAGCGUUCCCUUGGAGAUGGAGAGGUGUGGAGCAGUGGUGAGCUGUGUGUUUGCGGUCAUCUUGGUUCUGCAGCUGGGUCUGACCCCCAUUAUGGCUCAGCAAGAACAACAGAUUGGGAUUGCAGGAAAGGAGGUGAUCCUGAGCUGCAAAGCCAUAAAUAAUCAGAAAGAUGGGACCUGUACUUGGAAGUACAAGUAUAAAGAAGUUUCUUCUACUAUUAUAAGCUUUUCUAAAGCACAGGUUUUUAAAGGCAAAGCUCCAAUGACUCAUCGAUCUGAAUUGAACUCGAACAGCAAAAAGCUGAAGGUGUCAGACUUGAGCCUGGACGACGCUGGCAUCUACACCUGUGCAUGUUACUCUCCUGUAGUCAGUAUCUCACUGCAUGUCUUUAAAUUGACAAUCUCUUCAAAUGGGCACUUCCUCACAAAUGAAGACCUCGAGCUUACUUUGAUGCAAAAUUCAUCCCACUCACAACCCCAUCUCAGCAUCAAAUUGUUUAACAUUAACAAUAACAUAGUGACAACAGAAAUUUUGCAAGAGGAGGCCCCUCAGAAAUACAUACUGAAGCUAAAGCAACUGAAGGCUAUAGACAGUGGAACCUGGAUGUGUCACGUUUAUUCAAACUCUCCAUCGAUUAAUCAGAACAUCUCCUUUGAUGUGAAGGUAUUAGGUUUUGAGGAGGAACGCUUGGAAAUAGUCUACACUACUGUUGGCAACACUGCAAUCUUGUCAUGGCAUCUGAACUUCAGGAAGAUCAAGUGGAAAGAAGGUUUCACAGGCAAACUGAAUUGGGAACCACAGGGAAAUACAGCCAUUCAUGAGCUGCUUAAUUUCAGUGUCACAACACAUCAAGAGCUGCAUAAAACUAAGAAAAGCAACCACAUUUGGUUUGAGAUAUCUGAAGGGAAAACUGACGGUACUAUGGACGUUAAAAUCCCCAAAGUCCAGUUAAAUCACUCUGGGCAGUACAAAUGCCAGCUGGAGAUCAACGGUAGAAGAACGGAGAGCGUGAGAGCACUAGUGGUGAUGCAAGUCACUGCUAUCCCUGCUGGGCCACUCUCCAGAGGGGGCAAGAUGACCCUGCUCUGUCAGGUGUCUGGUCCCCUGCCAUCCAAUGCCCACUUGCUCUGGGAACGUGUGAAUGGGACUCAAAUGGAAAUGAAGAAGUCAAAACAGCAUGAAGCAAAAGUGGAGGUGAACGUCAGUGCUCCAGGAUUGUGGAACUGUCACCUCGUGGAAGACAAUAACAAAAAGAUCAGCCUUAAUUAUACCGUGGAGGAAGCUCAUGUUUGGAAUAGCUAUGCAGUAAUUGGAAUAAUUAUUGGAGCCAGUGUGUUGGUGAUUGGCCUUGCAUGCAUGUGCAUAAUCACUGGUAUGAGGUGGCAGCGGAGAAGGAAACGGGCAAGAAGGAUGGCACAAGCAAAACAAUACUUGCUGGAAAAGAAGACAUGUCAGUGUCAACGCCGGAUGUAUAAGUAGCUUUGCAGACUGAGGGACUCUCUGCCUGUACCUAAACAAACACCUGCCAGCCCAUAGUGCUCUGUGAACCCACCUCCCUUUGUCCUGUUUUGAUAUAAUUCUUUAUGCCUUCAUCAUUCUCUCAGUAUAAUGGCACGGAGGGGCGUUGUCUGGAGAGGAGCCAAUGGACAAGACAAGAAACCCUUACAGGUUAUUACUGAGCCCCAGCUCUAUAAUGAAAGACACUGAAUAGAAGAGCAGAUAUAUAUAUAUAGUGGUUGCAUUUUGCUCAUGCACUUAAUUUUACCUUUUCAUGGAACUGAUUUUAUAUGCUUCUUUUAUGCGCUGGAGCUAGAAUAAAUUUCCUCAGAUUUUUGGUUUUUUUGCAAA